Molecule: messenger RNA, 921 nt
Organism: Galeopterus variegatus (Sunda flying lemur)
Lineage: Eukaryota; Metazoa; Chordata; Mammalia; Dermoptera; Cynocephalidae
Gene: GPT
Product: glutamic-pyruvate transaminase (alanine aminotransferase)
Exons: 7
Coding region: 1-846 (281 amino acids)
Molecular function (GO): L-alanine:2-oxoglutarate transaminase activity
Source: RefSeq, a predicted model, not a curated record
AUGGCCUUGAGGGCAGGUGACCAGAGCCAGGCUGCAAGGCAUGGGCUGAAGGAGAAGGUGCUGACGCUGGACACCAUGAACCCGUGCGUGCGGAGGGUGGAGUAUGCGGUGCGAGGCCCCAUAGUGCUACGUGCCUUGGAGCUGGAGCAGGAGCUGCGCCAGGGUGUGAAGAAGCCCUUCACUGAGGUCAUCCAUGCCAACAUUGGGGAUGCACAAGCCAUGGGGCAGAGGCCUAUCACCUUCCUACGCCAGGUCCUGGCCCUCUGUGUAGACCCGGAUCUCCUGAGCAGCCCCGACUUCCCCGAAGAUGCCAAGAGAAGGGCGGAGCGCAUCUUGCAGGCCUGCAAGGGCCACAGCCUGGGGGCCUACAGCGUCAGCUCUGGCAUCCAACUGAUCCGCGACGAUGUGGCGCGGUACAUCGAGAGGCGUGACGGAGGCAUCCCCGCGGACCCCAGCAACAUCUUCCUGUCCACAGGGGCCAGCGACGCCAUCGUGGCGGUGCUGGCCGAGCUGGCGGCCAAGGCCAAGCUCACCGAGCAGGUCUUCAACGAGGCUCCCGGCAUCCGCUGCAACCCGGUGCAGGGCGCCAUGUACUCCUUCCCCCGUGUGCAGCUGCCCCCGCGGGCCGUGCAGCGCGCUCAGGAGCUGGGCCUGGCCCCGGACAUGUUCUUCUGCUUGCGCCUCCUGGAGGAAACUGGCAUUUGCGUGGUGCCCGGCAGCGGCUUCGGGCAGCGGGAAGGCACCUACCACUUCCGGAUGACAAUUCUCCCCCCCAUGGAGAAGCUGCGGCCACUGCUGGAGAAGCUGAGCCGCUUCCACACCAAGUUUACCCACGAGUACUCCUGAGACCUGCUCCUGCUGCCCAGGGGGCUGGGCCCCUGGCUCUCUGCUGGUCUCUAAUAAAGCUGUGUAACAGUGUGA